AUGAGUAAUGGUUUGCCAUGGAAUGAUAGCUUUAUAUUGGGUGAAAUGAAGCUUUGUUGCUCUGAGAGUUUGAGGCAAGCAAUUGGAAGUUCGAAGUUCUUCCAGGAAGCUGCCGCUGCCGCUGCCGCUACCACUGAAGCUACCGCUACCGCUGCCACCGAAGCUGCCGCUUCCGGGAAGCUUUGUUGCCGGCUUUUGGCUUUAGUCAAUUUUAGAGUUCAGCUUCCCUGUGCAUCAAAGCUGCGCAGACUGAACCAUAUUGGCCGAGAUGAGAUUGAAGAACUGCAAAAGGUUUUGUCAAGAUUUGGAUUGUGGGAUGAGCGUGAAGGCCAAGAUUGUAAAAGCAUGAUUAACAUGUUUGAUACAAACUCGGAUGGAUUGCUUGAUUUUGAGGAGUUUAGGACUAUGAUGGUUUCCAGUUCUUGA
Molecule: messenger RNA, 426 nt
Organism: Coffea arabica (coffee)
Lineage: Eukaryota; Viridiplantae; Streptophyta; Magnoliopsida; Gentianales; Rubiaceae
Source: RefSeq, a predicted model, not a curated record